UAACACUCUUAUUUCUUGUUGCUGAACAUACGAUGCUACUAACACUCGCGCACUCUCUGUUCGGGUUCGCGCACACACGGCUUGUCUCGAGAGCGUCAGUCUCCUCGCGACUAGCAUUCUUAACACAAGUGCUUUACUUGACUCGCGCGGAUCACCACAUGGCGACGAGCAUAAUUAACCAACAUGGCAGACGGUGAAGAUCCACCGGCCAUCGUACCGCCGCCGCUCGUGACGAAUCUGAACUUCUUCAGUCCAUCGUCAUACAAUCUACCUCAUUUCAAGUACAAGCACUUGCCAGCAUCGGAGAUUCGAAACGCGUGGAAGCAAUGGAUCAGGUGGUUCGAAAACGUUAUGGCUGCUGCCAACGUGUCAGAUCCGACCAACAAGAAGAUUCAAUUGUUGGCUAUGGGUGGUCUGGAGUUACAGAGCGCGUAUUACGGAUUACCUGAUGUUGACAGUGAUGCAGAAGAUGACGACGAAAAUCCUUAUCUAACAGCAAAGAUCAAGCUUACUGAGCACUUCUCCCCAAAGCAUCAUGACAGCUUCGAACGAUUCCUGUUCGGGUCGAUGGCCCCGGAAGCUGAUGAACCGAUCGAGAAAUUUGCUUCGAGGGUUCAACAAAAGGCCGACAAGAUUUGCUUUGGUAGGUCCGAAACAGAGAGUCGACAAAUCGCAAUUAUCGACAAGAUUAUUCGAUUUGCGACGGAUGACCUUCGCCAAAAAUUGCUGGAAAAGGAGACGCUGACGCUGGACGACACCCUGAAAACUGUGAACGCGUUCCAGUCGGUGCGUUACCAAUCAGCAAAGAUGAACGGAGGAAGUUCGAAUCACGAUGUCAACCGUUUGACGGUGAACAGGAGUAAACCAGAAAACUCGAGGAGUUACCCAAGCAGACCUGAUGCGCGGCAAUACAGAGGACGGCGAAACCAGCUCAAAUGUUCGCGAUGUGGAUACGAAUCGCACCAGCAGGGUGAGCGAUGCCCAGCUGUGGACAGAACCUGUAAUCGAUGCGGAAUCGUCGGCCAUUUCGGAACAGUAUGUCACACCAAAUCGAGGGAUGAUUGGGUAAGUUUGAACUCUUUUCUUGGGAUAAAAUUCGAUUUCCUAAUGUUUGCGGGCAACCUAAUUGUAUAGGCCGGCCGAAAGCGUCCGUAUUCUUCGAUCGAGCGAAGCGAACCUCAGCGAUCUGCUAAACGGCCCCGGGAUGUAUACAAUGUACGCGAACAGACUGAUGAAGAACCUGAAGACUUGCCGGUCUACAAUGUCGGGUUUGACAAUGAUGAAGUCAUUCGUU
Culex quinquefasciatus (southern house mosquito) is the source of this 1294-nucleotide messenger RNA. RefSeq lists its product as uncharacterized. The record is from RefSeq and is a predicted model, not a curated record. The transcript has 2 exons. Lineage: Eukaryota; Metazoa; Arthropoda; Insecta; Diptera; Culicidae. The coding region runs from base 184 to 1134 and encodes 316 amino acids.